Centruroides sculpturatus (bark scorpion) is the source of this 2047-nucleotide messenger RNA. Its product is annotated as protein GDAP2 homolog. Lineage: Eukaryota; Metazoa; Arthropoda; Arachnida; Scorpiones; Buthidae. The transcript has 11 exons. Bases 260 to 1774 code for a protein of 504 amino acids. The record is from RefSeq and is a predicted model, not a curated record.
UGGCAACACGACACGAAGUUGUUGCUGUCAUGUGACGAGUUGGGUGUAUGGUCUUUCCGAAGUUCUUUUCAAACAUUUUCAAUUUAUUAUGCUUCUUGUAUUUUUAUUUUUCCUUUAGAAAAGUGCAUUUUAUUAAUAUCGUACUUAAUAUUUAACGAAAAUCUGUUUCGCCUUCUUUCCAAUAAGAAAUAGGUAAGCUGCACGUGAAAGUAAUCAUCAUCGUAACUAUUACAGAUAAAUAUCUUGUGAUAUUCACCCAAUGGAUCCAUUAGGAAUUGUUCCAGAAACAGUUGAUAUCUACACACUAAAAAAAUGGGGUGAAAUUUCACCUAGAGAGAUUCCUGAAGCUGGUUUGUUUGGAAAUCAAGAGAAAGUUCAUAGUUCUUCCCCAUUUCCAUGCAAUGAACAAAUUAAUAAAAAAAUUGCCUUAUGGGUUGGUGAUAUAUCCUGUUUGAAUGCUCAAGCUAUUGUUAAUUCAACUAAUGAAGUUCUUACUGACAAGAAUGCAAUUAGUGAAAGAAUUUUAAUGCGAGCUGGUCCACAGUUACAGGAGGAUCUUCAAAAUAAUAUUAAAGUAUGCAGGACUGGUGAAGCAAAAUUGACAAAAGGAUAUAACUUACCUGCAAGAUAUGUAAUUCACACAGUUGGUCCUAAAUAUAAUGUAAAAUAUCAAACAGCUGCUGAAAGUGCUUUGUUCUCCUGUUAUUUUAAAGUGUUGCAAAUAGCAAGAGAACAUCAGCUUAAAUCUUUAGCGCUGUGUGCAAUUAAUUCUGUGAGAAGAGGAUAUCCUCCACAUGAAGGUGCACAUAUAGCUCUAAGAACUGUGAGGAGGUUUUUAGAAAAUUAUGAAGAUAGUAUUGACAUUAUUAUAUUUACGGUUGAAGAUGUUGAUAUAGGAAUAUAUGAAUUACUGUUGCCACUCUAUUAUCCAAGAAAUAAACAGGAAGAAGAAUAUGGUCUCUAUUAUUUACCUGUUGAUACUGGUGGAAAGGAUGGAGAACCUUACAUUCCAGAGCGUCAAAUACGAAUUGUGGAUAAACCAAUAACUACCAAUGCAGAUUUAGGGGAAAGUGUUGAUUUGGCUGCCCAACUUGACAGUUCUGUAUCUGUUGGUCGUUCAGCAUUUGCAAAAAUGCACGGAGAUUUAGAUAAACGUCGAGGUAGUCAACAUAGAAAUAGUUUACCUUCUGACAAUUUAACUUGGGAAGUACAAAAGAAGAACAAAUAUGAGAGACUUCUGCGGAAAGCUAGAUUAGAAGAUUUACGAUCUAUUGCAAAUUUAAAAUGCUUAUAUCAGAGUGGAGAGGACAAAUUCGGAAGACCUGUUAUUGUGUUUAUUGGUCAAAGAUUUAAAGCUUGCCAAGUUGAUUUAGAAAAGGCAGUGUUAUAUCUGAUACAUACAUUGGAUCCAAUAGUGCAGCAAGAUUAUGUUGUUGUUUACUUCCAUUCACAUACUGGGAGAGAACACCAUCCUUCACUUAGUUUUAUUAGAGAAGUUUAUGGUUGUCUUGACUACAAAUAUAAAAAAAACCUUAGAGCUCUGUACAUAGUUCAUCCAACAUUUUGGAGUAGGAUAUUAACAUGGUGGUUUACUACAUUUACUGCUUCCAGUAUCAAAAAUAAAGUCCAGUCCUUAGGUGGUGUAGAAUAUUUGUAUUAUCUAAUUCCACCUAAUCAGCUUGAGAUACCAAGUUUUAUUAUGGAUUAUGAUUUUAGAGUCAAUGGAGUAGGAUAUUGUCAACCAAAUACGUCAUAUGGAACUGACAGUUUAUAGAACAAAUUUAACUUUGUAUAAAACUCCUCUGUGCUAUUAUGGAAAUUUCAGAGGGACCAAAUCAAUUAGUUUUCUGGAAAAUUUUGCAUCGAUUGAUCAAAUUGAAUCUUGUUGAUUAUUUUUAUAUUGUAAAUAAUUGCAAUGAGCAAAAUCAUUAUAUAAAGGCUUGUCCUACAAGGGCUUUUUUCUAUGCUUUGUAAGGGCUUGUAAAGCAUUUUGGAUUAACUGUACAAAGAGAAGAGGUAAAUAAACGUACAAUAAUUUGUGUGCUUU